AUGCCAGUUGCUCCUCGCCAAGGCCGCAAAGGGGGGAAAAUAUCCUCCUCGCCGGCGAUCGCCGCGUCGGACUCGCCGUCGAUGGUGUCGCCUGGCUCGCUGCCGUCUGGCAGCGCUGGCGCCGCCCUCCCCACAGAUCCCAACACGACGCUGCAGUUCAACAUCGAGGCUCUCAUGAGUAAGAAGCGUCGCAGCCCCACCAAGGCAAAGGCUGCGGCGCGCGCGAACGAGUCCAGCGCAUCCGCCUCCUCGGGGACGGAGGCGGCCAAGGCAGCCAUCGGCACAGGGGGCGCCUCCACCACCGCUGCGGCGGGGUCCGCCGGGGCGUCUGCCACGGCCGGUCCCGCGGAGACGAUCGCGAACCUCUCGCUUCUGACCCCGCCCGGCGGGGACUCAAACGUCUUCAAGUUCGACCUCGACGCCAUCCAGCAAGUUGGCCAGGGCGUUGUGUUCGGCGGCAAUAAGACGAUGCGGACGGAUUCGCACAAGCCCGAGUCGGACCCAGCAGUGGUGUCUGCAAAGCUGAAACAGCUGAUCGCCUCCCAGGACGCAUACUUCCACGGUAGCAACACCGCGGCCGCUGACGUCGAGAGCGACGAAGUGCUGGGAUUAAAGGAGGUAGCCUCACACCAAGUAGUGCUGCUGCAGCGACCCUACGCGGCUCUGCGUCUCGCUCUCGCGCUUAGCCGAAAGAGCAAAGAGCGCGUGCUGGUGGUGGUACCGCAUUACUCGGACGCCUCCGAUAUCGCGGCGGCGCUGCGGGCGCUGAGUCCCUCUCACGGCCCCGUCGGCGAGCUGAGCGGGCAGUCGUUUGUCGGCGAGGCGGGCACAUCAUUGUGGGUGACGGAUGUGGAUACAGCGCUUGUGUACCUGACGUCGCAGCGCGGCAUGGGGCCUUUCACGCAUCUCGUGCUGCCCAACCUGACCCGCAUGAGUCCACUGGUCUCCUACUUCUUGUGGGGGCUGCGGGAACGCGUGUACCGGCAAAGUGCCAUUCUGGACACAGCCGCCCCGCCGCUGCACGUCAUUGUAAGCGUCAGCGGUGCCAUGACGGAGCGGAUGCAGCAGUUCUUCUCGAAGCAGACGGUGGCGACGCCAAACGCCGCGCCGGUGCAGUCUCUCGUCGAGUUCUCGUACGAUGAGGCGAACGCACUGGCAGAGAUGGAUGUAUUGGAUGUCACAAUCGAUGAGUCUGGCAAGUACCCUGGUCCGCACCGCAAGAUCAUUGACCACUCCGUGCAAAUGGCGGCGACGCUGGUGAGCCGUAUUUUGUCCUGCUCCGCCGCGUGCCCACAGGCUAUUUACAUCCUCACUGGUGACUCACGCGAGAUGAUCGACGCGCUACAUAAGGAGCGCCUGCUCGACACAACGGUGUACGCCGGGCGCUUCCCCUCCAAGGAGGACGCCGGCGCCACACCGUCGAAGCAUCGUGUGUGCGUGCUGCACUCGGUUGUCUCCUUCACGAACUACAACAACGAAGAUGCGACUUUUGUGCUGGACAUGGCAACGACUCGACGCCUCGCCGUGCAGAACAAGUCGGAGGGCUUCAUGGCUUCGAGCGCGUCGGAGUGGGCGUCGAAGAUGGACGUUGAGGAGCGCCGGCAGCUACCUGGCACCAAGUACCCUGGCUGCUACAUCGCCCUGUAUCCCCCGGCGGCCGAUACCGUGCUGCCCACUACCGAGGCUCCCCAGCCGACGGUAUACGAGGUGGAGGACGCGUUGCUGCAGUGCUCACGAGCGCAGCUGCCGAUCCAGCGUGCGAACCAGGAGAUGGUGUGCCCGGUGGAGGCGGAGAGCAUUGAGCAGGUGCAGCACAGCCUCUCGGAGAAGUGCCUCAUUGCGAACCUGUCCGAUUUCAGCCUCACCUUCACAGGCGAGAUAGCGUCGCGACUGCCCCUCGAGGUGGACUUGGCUCAUUUCGUCAUGAACUGCUGCACACUUGGCCACGGCGAGGUCGGCGUCAUCGUGGCCGGCGUCUGCGCUCUGCCAUACCGAUUCCCGACCGGCGAGUCAGCAGAGGGGUUCGCCUCGUGGAAGAAGUGUGUUAUCGAGACACGUCAAGAGUACGCUGGUGACAUCGCGAAUCAGAGCGAUCUCCUGGCCGACGUGCUCGUGUUCCUGGAGUGGUGGCGACUCAAGGCGAACGGAGCCUCGACAGCGGACUUUGUGGCGAAGUUGCAGCUAAAGGAGGACCGUCUUGAGCACGUGCGCGGCCUCAUCACCUACCUGCGUGUCCAGAUCUCUGACUACGCUUUUGUCGACGACCUCGAGGACGAGGCAACGCUGUCGGCGGUGAUGCAGAGCAUCCAGUCAAACGCGUCCAUCUUUACAUUCUUCGAGGCUGUCGCCCUUGCUCGCCGGCUCUUCUUUGUACGCGACGCCGGCUCCAUCAACGUCAAGGAUCGGGCUGGCGCCUUGGUCUUUGUGCGGACGUCGAAGAAGGUUGUGCCCAACACAGCCAGCCCGAGCAGCGUGGUGUGGGAGUCCGGCGCCGCCUUGGUCGCCGUGGACUUGCGUAAUCUCGUUAGCAACAUCACCUGCGCUCGCGUUUCGGCGGUGAACAACACGUACCUGUUUGCGGCGCUGCUGCUGUUGUACCCGCAGGUGGAGUACUCCGCCCCAGUCGAGGUGCCCUCCAAGGGUGGCCGCGUCGUGUACUUUGGCAUCACGUGCAACCGCCAGAUGAAGCGCUUCCGCGUCAGCAUCGGUGAGGCUGCGCAGAUUCUUGACUUUCGCGAGAAGUGGAACCAUGCGAUACGGUACCUGCAGGUCCUCCGCACAGCAAAGAAGCCGCUGUCGCGGCACAAGUUCAACUUUAUGCUCAAGGAAGAGGACCGCCACUUCGAUUUGGAGGAGCUGCGUGCGGAGGUGCAGCGGGAGCUGCAGAACCUCGUGACCGAGAUCGAGGUGGCGGAGCACCAGGCAAGCUUCACUACUCAUGGGGUGCACUGCCUUGCGCCAAAGCAGGUUGCAGGGGUUGUGGACGGCGUCGAUGCAUCCGACGUGGAUGUGAGCAGAAAGUUCCACGACGGCGACCUCUGGACAAGUUCCUUUGUCUCCAAGACGGACACGCCUGCAACCAUGGCGGCAGCCACGAGCAUCACCGCCAACCAUGCGCCCACUACAGCACAAUCACCGGCUCUUACGUUCCCGAUGAAUGCGGUCAGCAUCGAUGAUGACGAGGACGACGAGGUUGAGGUGAUGGGGGAGCUGUAUUUCCGCAUGAACGGCCCCAUCAUUGACGAUGACGAGUAG
This is a messenger RNA of Leishmania mexicana MHOM/GT/2001/U1103, 3255 nucleotides long. RefSeq lists its product as hypothetical. The record is from RefSeq and is a predicted model, not a curated record. The transcript has a single exon. Lineage: Eukaryota; Euglenozoa; Kinetoplastea; Trypanosomatida; Trypanosomatidae. The coding region runs from base 1 to 3255 and encodes 1084 amino acids. Gene Ontology annotation, cellular component: intracellular anatomical structure; catalytic step 2 spliceosome. Gene Ontology annotation, molecular function: RNA binding.